CCAAAGGUUCGCCACCACGGGCCUAGGAGGUCACCUUGCUCUCCCGUGCUGUCGUGUCUCCCUAGGCGACAAGACGGUUGCCAACUUCUUUCUUAUUAGUCAGCUUAACUGUUUUCCUGUCCUUCCACCUCACCCUAGUUCUUCCACUUCUAUUCCUGUUCACUUUCGCUGUUUAAAAAAGUUAGAAGUUAGAAAGUUAAAAGUGUUAGAGUGCGCUUAUUCCUCGUGCAGCCUGCUCUUUGGAGGGAGCUGGAGGGGGUGACUCCCUCAAGAAGCCGAAAGUCCAAAGUGCCUUCCAAUGGGAUGAGGAUCGCCCAGAAGAUGCCCUCCGAGGCUCAGAGGAGAAGGACCUUCCUGCAUCACUUCUACAGGCAUCCACACGCACCAUGGCAAACAGAGGGCCCGCCUACGGACUCAGCCGAGAGGUUCAGCAGAAGAUCGACAGACAGUACGACCCUGAACUGGAGCAGAUCUUGAUCCAGUGGAUCGUAGCCCAGUGUGGCCCAGAGGUCGGGCAGCCUCAGCCGGGCAAGGAUGAAUUCCAGAAGUGGCUGAAAGAUGGCACGGUGCUGUGUAAGCUGAUCAACAGCCUGUACCCCAAGGGGCAACCCGCCGUGGCCAAGAUCCAGUCUUCCCCCAUGGCCUUCAAACAGAUGGAGCAAAUCUCCCAGUUCUUGCGAGCAGCUGAACGCUACGGCAUCCUCGCCACGGACAUCUUCCAGACGGUGGACCUCUGGGAAGGUAAAAACAUGGCCUGUGUGCAGAGGACACUGAUGAACCUGGGAGGUUUGGCGGUCGCGAAAGGGGACGAAUUCUUCGCUGGAGACCCCAACUGGUUCCCAAAGAAAUCCCAAGAGAACCGUCGCGCUUUCUCGGAUGACAAGCUCAAAGAAGGGCAGAGCGUCAUUGGCCUGCAGAUGGGCACAAACCGGGGCGCCUCUCAGGCAGGCAUGACGGGUUACGGGAUGCCGCGCCAGAUCCUUUGAGCCCCUCCGCCCCUCAAUAAGUCCUUGGCCUCCUAACAUCUCUCCAGAAGCCUUAAAUGGGGUGGCGGUGGGGUGGGUUGAUGUGGUUUCCCCGGUACCUGUUUCCCUCUACUCACAAUUGCCAGAAUGUGCCCAUUUGCUGCUCUUAAUUUCCUCUUACCAAAUUCCAUAUUUUUUUUGGCAUUUUCAACUGGAGUGAACCUCUGGCCCAAGAUCUUUUUUUUCUUGGUGUAUUUUAAACCACAGGUUUUCUUUUGUGCCUCUGACCAAACAUGCUUGGACCAAGGAAACACCUUCCUUCCCCCCCCCUCCCUCAAAUCCACCGGUAAUUCCAAAAUGGUUCUUCUAAAGACCAAAUACCUCUUUUCACGGGGCAUUCCAAACCUUCGGCUCACAUUCCAGCAUCUGCCUCUCUAGCACAGCUCCCUGUUUUAACAAGUUUUGGGACCAAAACAGUUGCCUUCUCUAGACUCCAGGUUAACACCCCCCCACCCCUGCCCCCCAGCUGGCAAAUUAGCAUCUUAUCUCUAGAAUCUGAUUUUGGAAUGCAGACCGUCUUGGCUAACCCUCUCGUCAAAUGCAAAGCUAUUAAGUGAGGCGGGGCAGUUAUUGGACACCACCCUGGAUUGGGAGGGUCACCUGACCGGCAAGAUGUCAGAAGCGAAAAAGUUUGAUACCCUUUCGGUGCUAGGUUCAAAUCUUCCCUUUUUAAAAAGCUGCUUUUGGGGGGUGGGUUGUCAGCGAAAAGGAAUUUAACCGAUCAGCUGUCUUGACUGUUGAGUUGCCUUCAGGUUCGCGGCUGGCUCUGUUCCACUGUCUCACACGCCCAGUCCUCUUUGCCAGUUUUUUCUCAUUGGUCAGCCCUGUGGAAUUCCGGCCUUUGGAUGCCUGAGCACCACCUGGAUCCCUCGUGCUUGGGGGCGGGCAGGGAAGGGGGUGCUCUCCUCUCCCCCUCUUGGGGCAAAGGCACAGCUGUUACCCUGAACUCUUAAUGUCACGUGGCAUUCUUGAGUGUGGAAUGUGUUCUUGUCUUAAGGCCUUUGAUAAGGAAUAAAGAUUGCUCAAUCCUUGUUUAUAA
Messenger RNA from Sphaerodactylus townsendi, 2064 nucleotides. RefSeq names its product transgelin 2 (gene TAGLN2). The transcript is spliced from 5 exons. The record is from RefSeq and is a predicted model, not a curated record. The coding region runs from base 387 to 986 and encodes 199 amino acids. NCBI's taxonomy places the organism in Eukaryota, Metazoa, Chordata, Lepidosauria, Squamata, Sphaerodactylidae. Gene Ontology annotation, molecular function: protein binding.